Spizellomyces punctatus DAOM BR117 is the source of this 2059-nucleotide messenger RNA. RefSeq lists its product as uncharacterized. Lineage: Eukaryota; Fungi; Chytridiomycota; Chytridiomycetes; Spizellomycetales; Spizellomycetaceae. The record is from RefSeq and is a predicted model, not a curated record. The transcript is spliced from 2 exons. The coding region runs from base 177 to 1778 and encodes 533 amino acids. Gene Ontology annotation, molecular function: protein-containing complex binding.
CUGUUAUUGAAGAGGGAACAAUAACCGUUUGCCAAAGCGUCUUUACUCCGCAAAAACAACCUUUUUGGUGUGCGUCAAAAAGUCUAUUCAUUCGUUUCAGCAUUUCCCCUACCUCGUUGUGCGGUGUUUCCUUUGGCCUUGCCCUUUCCUUCUCAUAUCAGGGAAGGUUCAAGAAUAUGGAAAUGGAGGCCGUAACGUCCAGUGUGCCCAGGGAGGGCGACAAAGACGGAUCCACUAAACGCAACGUUCUCAAAGAAAUGAUACAGACGCUUACACAGCGACUAUCCAAGCGGACUGCCAAGGAACCGAGUCCGCCAACUCGACGGCGACGAACAAUGGGAGAUGCGGAGGUGGGAGCGGUGCAUCGCAAAUCCAUUAAGGAAAAGCUGCGACGGCUCUCAAGCCAUAAAUCCAUUCGAAGGGGCUCGGUCUCAGAGGCACCCGUUGAACCCAAGGUCGAGGACUCGACCCCUCGCAAGGGAUCGCUUCAUGACACGUUACGCCCAUCACGGAGGGGGUCGAGUGCGUCUAGUAUGGGCUUGGGCUGCGUGGACGCGGUUCCCAUCAUCGACGAGGCUGGGCCAUCCAAUUGGGGGUCGUCGCUUACCAUAAAGGCAGAUCACGCAGCACCCAGCGGCGACGUUCCACGAGAUGGAGGGGAUUGUCAUGUCGACCAAGGAGCGGCUACCAGAAAGCAAGUUUGGACGAGUUCCAUGGAUCCAUUGAUUGAGCCCUCAAGUGGGUCGUGUGGUCCGGACACGCUGGAGGCAACAGGGAAGAACACAACGGCGUGUGCUGCACCUGGUGUAGAUGGUCAACCUAACAAGCUCACUACGUCAACCCGAACAAUGGAGCCCGAACCCGAGACCCACGAAAUCGUUAUUGGAGGCGAACGGCGCAACGCAACGAUUGACGAAUUGACCACACUUGUAGCAUUUGGUGUAGUGUUACCUACCAUGACGGACUAUCGGCGCAUAGUCAGUGCUCAACCCGCUCCAUCGAACGUGCAAGGUCGACGGCGGUCGGACUCGCUAGGUCGCCAGACUUUAUCCGAUCGACAAAGAACUGGCGAAAUCUCGUUGCCAGAUAUUCCUACAACGACACCAACAUCCACCGCACCCGCUCGCACUCGUCGCAAUUCGCUCCCUACACCAGGGUCUUUCUCCGCUCUAGCUCCUAACACACGCGGGAUCCUCAAACCAACCACUCGAUCUGAAAAGGAGAGCCCAUCCAAUCGCGUGACAUUCAACCCUUCCUCGAAACCCACUGCACCCCCCGCUACGACCAGACCCCGCCGCAACAGCGAUGGAAACAUCACGAUAGCCAACGAAAACAUUUCCCGCGAGCUACCAGAAUUUGAACGACUGCUCAAGCUAAGAAUGACGCCGGCGAUAUUCUUGAAAGGAGAGUACAUUAUUCGGAAAAGGGAGGUGGGGAGGGAAAUGUACUUUUUGUCUAAAGGGAGGGUAGACGUUGUUUCGAGUGAUGGAAAAAGACAGUAUAGCAGUAUUGGACAGGGAUCCUUUUUUGGCGAACUAGGCGUCUUCUUCGAUAUACCCCGCACAGCCUCUGUCCGCGCCGUUGAAAACUGCUUUUGCAUGGUCCUCUCCCGAACGGACCUCGAGCAAGUGUUGCAAGGAUUUCCGUCCAUCAAGGAACAAUUCCACAAAGUAGUUGCACAGCGCAUGGCGGACGUCAAAGCAAGGAGGGAGUGUGCGUUAGUGGUGCAGUCGAGGUUGAAUGCUGCAUUCAGUACAAUUGAGGAGGAAGAUGAGUAGAGGUUGUGUGCAAGUGGGAGGGCGGAACGGGUCGUGAAGCAGCUGUUUUCUCCUUUUGUUUAGGUAUAUUUACGUUUUGUUUUCCAUUUGUUUUUUACCUUAGAGAUGCUUGUGGGGGCUCCUGCUAGUUCAGGUCUUAGUUGUAGUGUCUGUGCAAUGUUCAUAGGAUUCGGCAGGUAUUUAAAGGCCCAUCCUCCAUAUCUACUUGCUAGUAACUAGUGUAGCAUUACUUGCACAUUUAUUAUUUCUUAAAAAAUCAAAAAACAACGAAUAAUCAAGAA